Molecule: messenger RNA, 1427 nt
Organism: Cornus florida
Lineage: Eukaryota; Viridiplantae; Streptophyta; Magnoliopsida; Cornales; Cornaceae
Product: peroxidase 19-like
Exons: 3
Coding region: 173-1213 (346 amino acids)
Biological process (GO): response to oxidative stress; hydrogen peroxide catabolic process
Molecular function (GO): heme binding; peroxidase activity
Source: RefSeq, a predicted model, not a curated record
UAUAUAUACACACACAUAUUAUAAGUUUGGGCGUCACGGACUCACGGGUCUUGAUUCUCUCUUUUACAUGGCAAUCUGUUGCGCAACAAACUUCACACCAAGUGCCCAGUUUUAUAUUCUCCAUUACUCUGUUACUCCUUCGUCCUAAACUGCUCACUCUCUCUGGCCAACCAUGUCAGUCUCUUGUUAUUCUUGUAGUUUUUGGUCCAUUCUCAUCCCUUUGCUCUUAUUUCUUAUAAAUAUCCUACGCACCUCAAACUCUUUAUACACGCCUACCACCAACACCACCAGCCAACUCUCCAUCAACUACUACGCCAAGUCCUGCCCCCAGCUCGACCAGCUCGUGGGGUCUGUCACCGCCCAACAGUUCAAAGAAGCUCCCAUCUCCGGACCCGCCACCAUUCGGCUCUUCUUCCACGACUGUUUCGUUGAAGGCUGUGAUGCAUCAAUAUUGAUUUCAACUACAUCAGGAAGCAAAGAACUAGCGGAGAAGGAUGCGCAGGAUAACAAGGAUCUAGCAGUGGAGGCGUUUGAUAGCAUAAAGAAGGCCAAGGCAUUGGUGGAGAGCAAAUGCCCUGGCGUUGUAUCCUGUGCUGACAUUCUAGCAAUUGCAGCUAGAGACUUUGUUCAUUUGGCAGGGGGUCCUUAUUAUGAAGUGAAGAAAGGGAGGUGGGAUGGAAAAAUAUCAAUGGCAUCUAGUGUGCACUCCAAUCUUCCACGCUCAAAUUCCAGUGUCAAUGACCUUCUUAAGCUUUUCAGUUCCAAAGGGCUAACGAUGGACGAUCUAGUCGUCCUCUCAGGUGCACAUACCAUUGGCUUCGCUCACUGUGAACAAUUUGUAUCCCGGCUCUACGACUACCAAGGCACCAAGCAGGCUGACCCUGCCUUUGAUCCGAGACUCCUCAAGGCCUUGAAAAUGUCAUGUCCACACUACGGUGGCAAUGCAGAUGUUAUUGCUCCUCUUGAUGUAACAACUCCCUUCUCAUUUGACAAUGCUUACUACGGAAAUUUGGAGUCUAAGUUGGGGUUGCUAGCCACAGACCAGGCUCUAUUUUUGGACCCUAGGACCAAACCUUUGGUUCAAGUUCUAGCUAAGGACAAACACAACUUCUUCCAAGCAUUUGCAACGGCUAUGGACAAAAUGGGCUCAAUUGGUGUGCAGAGGGGAACAAAACAGGGGGAGAAAAGGAAAGAUUGCAGUGUUCACCCAUGACCAUAUAUAUUUGCUUCAUUUAAUUUCCACAUUGUUUAUUUCUCAUUUCCAUUGUGUGUGUGUGUGUUUUUGAGGUUUUGGAUUGUUUUUGGUUUUAGUAGUGUCGUGCAUUUGCAGUAGAUGAGGCCUUGUAUUAUAGGGUUAGAUUUUCUUUCAUACAAGUGGAGUGAGGGUGCUUCACAUAAAAAUAAAUAAAUAAAUAAAUAAAAAAUUA